CGCUUCCGACCCAUGGAGGCGGCGGGGACAGGGGAGAACUUCGGGAGGAACACCAAUUCGAGGCUGGAAACACAUCUGGGGGCGACGGAGGCGGCCAGCCUCUUCACCGACGACCUUAUCCUGGAGAUUCUCUCCCACCUCCCCGCCAGAUCCGUCCAUCGCUUCAAGUGCGUCUCUGUGUCCUGGCGCGACCUCAUCACCGACCCUGCCAACCGCAAGAAACUGCCCCAGACCCUCGCUGGCUUCCUCUACUUCACCACCGACUACAGGGGGCAUCGCCACCACUUCGCCAGCGUCUCCGGCAGCGCAGCCCCGUCCAACCCUUCCCUCCCUUGCCUGCAGCCUAACAAGUACAAGGACAUGGCCCAGGUGGACGCCUGCAAUGGCCUCCUUCUCUACCGCGACAGCAACAAGAAGAUGACCCAUUGGAACUGGAAUUGGGCGGAGGAAGAUUUCCGUUUUGUCGUGUGCAAUCCCGUCACCGGGAGGUGGUUGGAGCUGCCUCCUUCACCGCAGUCGCCGGAAAACAGAUUUAGCUGUAUCGCAGGCCUGGCUUUUGAUCCCGCGAUCUCAUCCCAUUUCUAUGUUCUUCACUUCGAGCAGACCUUUCAAGGAUCUUACAUCACAGCAGUGAACAUCUAUUCGUCGCGCACACGAGCCUGGACUCGUAGGGAUAGUGGGAUAGUUGAGAAUGUGACGUUGCUCUAUCUUACUAGAUGUGUAUUUGUCAGUGGUAUCAUGUACCUGAUGGGUAUCCAUAAAGGCAUCAACCAAGAGAAUGUUCUAGUGGGGGUGGACAUGGAGGUGAAAGUGUGGAAGAUUAUCCGCGUGGCGUACAGUUCAAGAGUUGGCACGUUUGGAUCAUCACAGGGGUGCUUGCACUUUGCUAUAGAUUCUUCCAUUGAUAAGAUUGAACUUUGGUGCCUCAAGGAUUGCCACAGUAAAGAAUUGGUCCUGAAUAAUACCGCCAGCAUCGAUAAGCUUACGAGCAUGACUAUGAAGUGGUACAGUGUGGCUGAGAUUCAUCCAGAUUGCGACACCAUUUUCCUGGUAUCAUGGGGAGGUGAUACCUUGGCAGCGUACGAUAUGCAACAUCAGAAAGUUGGUUGUAUUCUUAAUGUUGAGAUAAACGAUAGACAACGGCAGCGGUUUCUAUUAUAUAUUCCUCUGUUUUCAGAGUCAUUAGCAGACGCAGAUGGGCAGUAG
This is a messenger RNA of Triticum dicoccoides, 1206 nucleotides long. Its product is annotated as putative F-box protein At4g09190. Lineage: Eukaryota; Viridiplantae; Streptophyta; Magnoliopsida; Poales; Poaceae. The transcript has a single exon. The record is from RefSeq and is a predicted model, not a curated record. Gene Ontology annotation, molecular function: protein binding. Bases 13 to 1206 code for a protein of 397 amino acids.